GUCCUCCGGCCCGGGAUAUUGACGGCGACCACCCAACCAGCCACUCACAGAGUUCACGCCGUGAAUUAGCUAGCGGCGGCAGCGCGGCAACCACACGCCCGCCCGGGCGCCCCCCUCUGCUCCCGCAAGGCUGCAGCCGAUCCCGUCGAUCUCCUCCGCACCGCACCGCAGCCCCCCCAACCACAGCGAGAGGAGAAAGGAAGAGUCGUACAUGCAGGGAGGCGGCGGCGUGAGCUGCGCGGUGGCCGGCGAGGCGCCGACCCCCGGGCCCCGGCGGCGCCUGGGCCUGACCAUCGACCCCGCGGGCGACGUGGAGGCCCCCGCGGAGCGCGUCGGGCGGCUGGUCCGCGAGAGCCCCGUGGUGAUCUUCGCCCGGCGCGGGUGCUGCAUGUGCCACGUGAUGCGGCGGCUGCUGGAGGCCGUGGGCGCGCACGCGACGGUGAUCGAGGUGGAGGAGGCCGCCGAGGAGGCCGCGGCGUCGGCGGCCGCCGCCGCGGCCGUGCCGGCGUUGUUCGUGGGCGGCGCGCCCGUGGGCGGGCUGGACGGGCUCAUGGGGCUCCACCUCAGCGGCCUCCUGGUCCCGCGCCUCCGCGAGGUCGGCGCGCUCUGCGGCUAGGGGCCGGGCCGCGCGUCGCCGGCCGGCCGGGCCGACGACGAACCUACCCACCCCGCCGGAGCAGCCGCGCGCGGCGGGUCGGCUUGCCGUGCCUCUGUAGAUACACGGGUACGCUAUACGUUACGUAAUUUAGGUGGAAGUCGAGGGGGGGCGGGGUAAAAUGGACAGUGACGUUAGUAAGACGUCGUCGCGUGCUGUACACUUGGGGUGCUUUUGCUACGGGGCUGGAGGCGAGAGGGUUGGCUAAAGCUGAGGGCUCCCGCGAGAAAUGUCUGGGUCUAAAUGUAAUUAAUACGUUUCUCUUGUACAAGUCCGGUCAAUUUCACCUCCCUCUCUCUCUCUCUUUCUCCUCUCGCUUGGCUUGAUUAGCUGUGAUUGACAGCGUGACGUGCGUAUGUAUGCGACUUCAGUCGAAAGUAAUUAAGGAAGGCAGAGGAGAUGAAUU
Molecule: messenger RNA, 1061 nt
Organism: Panicum virgatum (switchgrass)
Lineage: Eukaryota; Viridiplantae; Streptophyta; Magnoliopsida; Poales; Poaceae
Product: glutaredoxin-C7-like
Exons: 1
Coding region: 212-616 (134 amino acids)
Source: RefSeq, a predicted model, not a curated record